AUGGGACCGAAAGGUUGUAGGAUUGGGAGUCGGAUGCGAAUUGUGGCCGUGGACGCGCACAAGGGCGUCGCCGCUCGCGCGCCGACGCGGUCCACACUGUUCGAAUCGGUUGGGACGAGUCUUGUUGGAAUUCCUUCGUCUCCCCCUUUUUUUCCAAACACACCAACCAAAUGUGUGGGAGUCGCGGGACCUCCUCCGCGAGUAAAAUUUCCGGGGACAUUGGAGCGACUCCGUACACGACUGAUGAGUGUACUGCCACUCCCUCCCCCUCUCGCCAAGAGGAUCAUCCCGUAUCCGGGGGGUGGAUGGUUGGCGACGAACGUUGAAUCAUGCCAAACCGAAACGGUUUCCCUCAAAAGUCCAGACACGGGAGCGAGUGUGAGUGGGCGUAUGAAUCUUACACUGGACUACGAAGAGGUUCCCUUUGAUGAAGAGCCGGUUGCGCAGGUACGGUUGUUCAAAGCUUCCACGUCUUUUGUCGGCCAGAAGGCUCCCGCCAAGAGGACCGCGUCGCAAGUGCCACUGUGUUGUACCGUACCCCAGGAGGUCACCGUGGGGAAUUCGCUUGUGAGCAACACAAGCGUUCGCCAAAAAAACGUACGGACCAAGACUCGCAAUAAGACACUCGAUGUAAAGGAACGGGACGAAUUCUCCACCCACUGGGCCUACUCUCCCUAUCCAUGUCCACCACCGGUGUACAAUUCCUCGCCCCACGGUAUACUUCCGCUCCCACCAAUGUUUCCGACACAAUCCCUGGUGAACGACGCCACUACCUUUAGGAUGCCCCACAUAGAAUCCGUUGGCCCACCACAACUCAAAAUCUACAAGUGCCGUCUUCCGUCCGCGUUGAUACCCUUGUUACAGCGUUUAAUUGCACAUUCCGAGGCCUUUUGUCGAACGCAGCCUCACGGGUGGCGGACCCAUCUCUACACCCUCACCAAGCAAGAUGUGGCUCUCUCAGCCGUCCCCGGGGGUUUAGACCUCGCAGCUCCCGUUACCGCCUGCAUUCUCGAGCACAUACGGGUUUUGUAUCACGUGCCGGCAAUCCGUAUGGAUCGCAACCAACCGCACGUCCUCAAAUACGUCUCCGGCGGUGAUGCCGCUUGCCGGGGGGUCGGACUCCACUACGAUCGAUGCGAUGUGACGGCCAACCUUUUGUUAGCGCACGCCUUUCGAGGAGGGGGUACCUUUUUCCCCGCCGCGUUGACAACGGUUCAUUUGCAACCCGGGGAAUUCCUGCUGCACCCGGGAUCACUGAUACAUCAGGGGCUGGACGUGACGGCCGGUACACGCUAUCUAAUGGUCAUGUUUUGUCACGUGGGCAAGGCACCGCCGCAGAGCAAUCGCAAGCCAAAAGCUGUCCAAACGUGA
Molecule: messenger RNA, 1371 nt
Organism: Phaeodactylum tricornutum CCAP 1055/1
Lineage: Eukaryota; Bacillariophyta; Bacillariophyceae; Surirellales; Neidiaceae
Exons: 3
Coding region: 1-1371 (456 amino acids)
Molecular function (GO): oxidoreductase activity, acting on paired donors, with incorporation or reduction of molecular oxygen; L-ascorbic acid binding; iron ion binding
Source: RefSeq, a predicted model, not a curated record